This is a messenger RNA of Dentiscutata heterogama, 132 nucleotides long. Lineage: Eukaryota; Fungi; Glomeromycota; Glomeromycetes; Diversisporales; Gigasporaceae. The record is from the annotation of a GenBank genome assembly.
UGCAGAAGAGCGUAGAAAAUGCUUGGAUAAGGAAAAAGAACAAAGGCAGAAAUGGAGAGUCUUGAAUAGCAAAAAAUCCUUAAAUAUUGCUGAUGUGCGCUUAAGCUUAAACAAUCAAGAGAAUGAACAAAC